AUGACGACUGAAGGAGCAUCCACAUAUAUCAUAGAUGAAAUCGCCAGAAAACUUUUUCCUACUGAGACCUCCAAGUUCAACACUGCUCUUAGUGAACAAAGCUCGGAAUGUUUGAAAUUUUUUAGCACAGUUUCCUUGGAAAAACCAGGGUUUUUCAAAAAAGCGUUGUAUUCAUAUAUAAACACAAUGUUCCAUUUCUUACCUGCAAAAAUAUGUGAAAAGGAAGAAACCAUAAAUCUCGAGAAACUAAGCAUUGUGACUCGUAUCCCUUUUCAAGAGAGAGGAUCCUCCAACGAACUCUGUAUGUUAGCUUAUCUUUUCGACACAAUGAGAGUUAUUAAGAAUGAGUUUUUCGGAAGAAUAUCUGAGCAGGACAUUACUCUUGCUAAGGAAGCACAUGACGCGUUAUGCGCAGUCAGCGCUUCGAUACUCAAAGGAUUUUCUACGACAACAGAUUUGUUGACUGCAAGAGUUGGGUUCCUCCGUUUGUUACUCGAGAAAAACAUCACACCCGAAGAUUUGAGCACUUUCAUCGCUUAUGUUACUGACAGCGAGGAGUUGGAAGAGGUUUUCAAUCCUAUCCUGGACAUGUUGAAGAACAUCUUUAUAUGUCAAGAGUUAUGCGAUAACUUUGAUGAAUAUAUCAUCUUAUCGUAUAAUUGUGUAAUAAAUCUUAUCAACGUUACCUUACCGGAUAAGAGCAAGCCUAUUUGCGACAUAAUUGUAAGAAGACCUGAUUUUCUUUAUGAAGAGACAGAAACGAAAGCCAGUGCCAGAGAAACAAGUACCCUUUCCUUUCUUGGCGCUUUCUUGAGUUUUGGGAUGCUCAGUGAUGAAGGAUUGCCAGAAACUCCUCGAAAAUAUUAUGAUGUGAAAGCUUAUCCAGAAAACGAUGAAUGCAGUAUACUUCAUAAAUCAUAUCAUAACCGUUUGCUCACAAUGAGAAGACAUAUGCAUACUAUUGUUCACACUUUUAUAGUUUAUGGGAGUACGAGGUCCAGGACUCUGAACUGGUUCGAACAUAUCAUUGAAAAAAAUUCGAAUAGAGCCAAAAUGAGGGCAACCGCAGCUCAUCUAUGUAACGAUAACUUCAUAUGUAACUUUUUGUGGAUUCUUUUUGAGCUCUCACAGAAGAUCGCCGUGGGAAAGGUUAAUGUAUUUUAUCCCUUCCAAGAUAACAGCAGAGUUGAUUUGAAAGAGGAAACUCGCAUCAAAAUGAAUUCCACAGAAGCAAAAAGUUUUGCGGAUAGUCACAACGUCGCUACUAGUGAAGAUAAUUUCUCCACUGAAUGUUUUUUCCUUACUGUCCACGCAACUGCGAUCGGCUUGAAAGCUAUUAAAUCGAAGCUUGAAACUCUCCGAAUGCAUGAAAUGAACUUGACUAAAACCAUUGAAAGUUUGGAAGAGAGUCAGAAGAAAAACCCUGACACUAAUGGCAAGGCUCAGCUCAGAGAUUUGAAGAAAAGGAUGCUCACCAUAGUGAGAACUGUUUUGUGUUAUGAGUGCUUCCUUAGGGAUGACAAUCUUCUUCAUUCGGGAACUUCAUUCACCGUAAAACAAUUAAGUUUCAUUAUGAAAGUUUUGAAUGUCCCUCAACAUGACGAUGGUAACUUGCCAGAAAAUGCUCCUGAAACUUUCCAAGCCUUGCCAGAGUUUUAUGUCGAAGAACCGCUGGAUUUCUUAUCUCAUAUUCUCAAGACAGCACCUAAGUUGGUUUUCGAAGAACCAUACAACUGGGGAGAGCACUUCAUCGCUUUGGCGUGUCGCAUCAAUUUCUUCAACAAUCCAAAUUUGAAAAAGAAGAUCGUGGAGGUUAUUGCCAUGAUCAGUCCUGCUUAUCAGCCUGGCGCCACCCAUGUGUGGAAUCAAAUGGCUAAUACUCCAUUGGCCAUCAAUCAUCUACUACCUUGUCUUGUCAAAUUCUAUGCUGAUGCGGAAGUCACAGAUUUCAUGUACAAGUUUCCAAUCCGAAGACACAUGCAUAUCAUAUUCAAGUGUCUCUGGGAAAGACCUUUGUAUCGAUCAAACAUGAUUGAAAUUGGAAGAGCUUCUGCUCCUGAAUAUAUUAGAUUUAUAAAUAUGAUCAUCAAUGAUACCACGUAUCUGAUGGAUGAAAGCUUGGCUGCUUUAAAAAAAAUUCAUGAUAUUGAAGGCUGCAUGGAAAAUGCGGAUGAGUGGAAUAAGCUAUCCAGUGAGGAAAAAAGUCAAAAGGAGUCUAUGCUUGAUUCAGCCAAACACGACGCUAGGACAUGGCUUUCAUACUGCUGGGAGACUCUUGAGUUUUUGCAAUGCUUGACCAAGGAUUCUCCAGAAUCCUUCCAUGAUGUCGUGCUGGGAGAACGCCUAGCAGCUAUGCUCAACAACAAUCUUCAACAAUUAUGCGGGAAAAAAUGUACAGAGCUCAAGGUGAAAGAUGCCAAAACCAGGUUUGAGUGGGAGCCUCGGAAAUUCGCUGGGAAAGUUAUCGAAAUUUAUGUAAACUUAAAUUCUUCUGAAUUCGCUAAAUGUAUAGCAAACGAUGAAAGAUCAUAUUCUCCAUUAACAAUGAGCGACAUAUUAGCGAAAAUGGUAAACCACAACAUCGUUAACUCUAGUCAUUUCGAAAGAUUCCGCAACUUGACUGAAAUGGCAGCAAAGCAUUAUAAUGAGAAAGAGUCUGUUGAGCUAGAGUUGGAGUAUGAUGACGCUCCUGAAGAGUAUAAAGAUCCCGUUAUGGCUACAAUCAUGGAAAAUCCUGUAAGAUUACCAUCCGGUCAUAUUAUGGACGAAAAAGUGAUAAUGCGGCAUUUGCUGUCCAACGAAACUAAUCCGUUCAAUCGAGCUCCUCUGUUCGCCUCAGAUCUCACACCUUUGCCCGAUCUGAAAGCAGAAAUCCAAAACUGGAUCAAAACUAAACUUGGACGUUAA
Molecule: messenger RNA, 2907 nt
Organism: Auanema sp. JU1783
Lineage: Eukaryota; Metazoa; Nematoda; Chromadorea; Rhabditida; Rhabditidae
Source: the annotation of a GenBank genome assembly